UCACGUACUGACGUGGCUGGUAAGACGUUGACGUACUAUGCAGUACGUCUGUCCAGCGGCUUGGAGCUGUUAUUGCUAACCAGUUUGUGUGCUUUGAUUCCGUUUUUUCAUUUGCUUCACCUCUGAAGUCAAGUCUAAGUUUGAAUAGCGUUAAUGCGGAGACGCUCCACGUGACGACCAGACGCCGAAACUGUUUGUGCGCACAUGUGGAAGGUGAAUUUGGGUCUGCAGCAGGAUGAAUAUUGGCUCUAAAAAUAAGAAGCGGGUGGUUCUGCCCAGCCGUCCUAACCCUCCCACUGUGGACCAGAUCCUGGAGGACAUCAAUAAAGCCGCUCCCAACGACCCAGUCUUCAGCAUCCUGGAGCAGACUGGACAAGACUCGCCGCGGUCCUCGGACAGCGAUGUGGACUUGAGGUUCCAGCAGUGUCGUCAGUAUCUGGAGCUGAACGAGCGGCUGCAAGAGGUUCGAGGUCGUCUGCUGCAGCAGAGGGAGGAGCUGAAAGUUGCGGGGAAGCAGCUGGAGGAAGACGUGGCAGAGGUCAAAGGUCAAGCGCUGUGACUCUUCACCUUCAGUUAGAGACUCUCUUCUGCUUCUCGGUGCAGUGGCCCUGGUGGCUCGGCUCACAUCUGGCCCUUGAGCCAGGCACUGGUGGUGCUUCAGGAGCCCCAGCGUUGGCUGACCUCUGACCCCAUAGCUGAAUGUGUUGUUUCUGACGUCAGCUGCAGCAAAAGUUUGAUAUUUUUUCUUUUUUAGCGCUAACAUGUUCCAGCCCGUCCAGCUGAAGGAUUACAGUAAAGACUGAGGUUUUGGCUCAUGCAGUGUUUACUGAUCCCUCCCGCUCAUCAAGCAGUUUAAAAUACUAAAUGUCAACCCGAGUGACAAAUUGCGUGUGUUUUUCCUGGACACCAGUCACUAAAACCAUUAAAAUGAUGAACUGACCGAAGGCAAACCAGUUCUGAAGUUGUAAAGACCCCUUUUUGAUUAAAGGUGAUCAUUAUUGUCAGUGAUCAAAGCAGUAAGUGAUUUGUCAGGCAUUUCGGCGUGUUGUGAAUCAGCUCAGACGUGUGUGGUGCUGAUGUGUUCUGGUUGAACGCGAGGUCGCUCUUUGUCUCGUUUUGACCACAGAUGAAGUGCUUGUUCAGUUAGUUCUCAUCCUCUCAUCUCGGUCCUGAAGUGAAAAUAAUCACGGUCGAAGCAUUGAACCUUUGAAAGUCUUUCACAUCUUGGAAACUUCAGACGCAGUCACGCGUCUGCUGGGCAACACGAGCCGUUUCCUCUGAGCCCAUAGCAAACGGGUUUCUUCUCACUCUGUCCGUACUGGACAUGAAGAGAUUCUUAUUCCAAAGUUGUUUGAAGUUGAUGACGCUUCAGUCGUCUGAGUUGAUCAAAUCAAGGAGACGUCUUUCAAGUCUUUUCAGUACAGAAUUCUGUUGACUGCAGCUCAGUGAAACAGAAAAGAGAAUUUGGACUAAAGAUGAACUUCAGAGGCUCUGGACUUGGCUUGUCUGACAGACUCCUGAAGCCUCGUUAGCUGUAGGACUGUUUAGUCCUCCAUCACUGACGUCUAACUUCUGGUCUAACCCUGACAGGAAGAAAAAAACCUGUUCCAGUGUUUGUAUGGAACCCAACACCGGAACCCACCAUUGAAACUGAGUUUCAUUCAAGUGACCUGACACCUGCCGUUUAUGUUUUGUUACGAUAGAAAGUGACUUCUUACAGAGUGAAGUUUUGUUCUAAACACACUGACAGGAACAUCGGGUUUUUAAAUUCGGCCCACCUCCCUGCAGUUACUUCAUGUUUGGUGUACUGAGGCAUCAAUAAGAUUUGACAGCACUUGACGUUGUUGUGUCGCCUCAGGAACUGCUUGUUCAGUGUGAACAAACCCUUCAUGGCGUCAGCGAAUAUGUCACAACAAAAGCAAAUGAAAAGCACUACGUUUACCGUCA
Messenger RNA from Scatophagus argus, 1947 nucleotides. RefSeq names its product chromosome 6 C19orf25 homolog (gene c6h19orf25). The record is from RefSeq and is a predicted model, not a curated record. Bases 236 to 559 code for a protein of 107 amino acids. Lineage: Eukaryota; Metazoa; Chordata; Actinopteri; Scatophagidae. The transcript has 3 exons.